AUGGCCAAAAUAAUUCUGAAGUUUCAACGUUAUUUUAGAAGGAAACCUGUGCGUUUUUUCACAUUUAUAAUCCUAUAUCUAACUGCUGGAAGUGUGGUUUUCCUACAUGCUAAUUUUGAAGGUGAACAUAUUGUAUCAGACAAUAAUAGGAUCCUGGUGGAUGGAACACGUGAUGGAGUAGAUGUCCCGGAUCCUGGAGUUGCCCUGUUGAGUAGAGUAUUUAAAGAGGCUCCUGAAUCACCAAGUACCCCAAGAAGACAUGGACCGUGGUUCAAAACCACUGGGAAAGAAUUCCAGGAACGGAACAAACAGGGAGAAUUUGGUGGUACGUGGAAUAGAGCACUAAGAGGGAGAAGCAUCAGAGAACAAGAAGAAGCAAGAGCUAGAUACAUUGGUUGCUACAUGGAUGAUACUCGGCAGAGAACGCUUCGUGGAGUGUCGUUUUUUGACUACAAAAAAAUGACAGUGUUUCGUUGCCAGGACAACUGUGCUGAAAGGGGAUAUAUGUACGCAGGGCUCGAGUUUGGAGCAGAGUGUUACUGUGGUCACAAAAUAAAAGCCUUAAAUGUCAGCGAGUCUGAAUGUAACAUGGAAUGCAAGGGGGAGAAGAGCAACAUUUGCGGAGGAGUAAAUCGUCUCUCUAUUUACCGACUAGAACUUACCCAGGAAUCUGCAAGGAGGUAUGGUAGCGCAAUAUUUCGAGGAUGUUUUCAUCGACCAGAUAAUAUAUCCCUGGCACUACCUGUUAACAGUGUUAUGAUGAACAUGUCCGUGGACAAAUGUGUAGACUUAUGCACAGAAAAGGAAUAUCCAUUGGCAGUCCUUGCAGGAACAGUCUGCCACUGUGCUUUCCCCACAACUCAUUUCACACUUCAUGAGCGAGAGGAUGAGCAGAUGUGUGCUCAGAAGUGUAGUGGAGAGGAAUUUGAGAGCUGUGGCACAUCUGAUUACUUCAUAGUUUAUCAAACACAAGUACAAGAUAACAGAUGUAUGGACAGAAGAUUUUUACAAACUCGUUCCAAACAACUAAUAGCCUUAGCCAGCUUUCCGGGUGCAGGUAACACUUGGGCAAGACAUCUUAUUGAGCUGGCUACUGGUUUCUAUACUGGGAGUUAUUACUUUGAUGGAUCCCUGUAUAAUAAAGGUUUUAAAGGAGAGAGAGAUCACUGGCGAAAUGGAAGGACUGUUUGUAUUAAGACUCAUGAAAGUGGCAAAAAAGAGAUUGAAUCAUUUGACUCAGCUGUUCUACUGAUCAGGAAUCCUUACAAAGCACUGAUGGCGGAAUUUAAUCGGAAAUACGGGGGGCACGUUGGCUUUGCAUCACAGGCUCACUGGAAAGGAAAAGAGUGGCCUGAAUUUGUAAACAACUAUGCACCAUGGUGGGCCACACAUACUUUGGACUGGCUGAAGUACGGAAAGAAUGUGUUAGUUGUACAUUUUGAAGACCUUAAACAAGACCUCUUUUUUCAGUUGAAGAGAAUGAUAAAUAUGUUGGGCCUUCCUGUUUUAGCAGAUAGACUGUUGUGUGUUGAAGGUCAGAAGGAUGGGAAUUUUAAACGUUCUGGCUUGAGGAAACUGGAGUAUGAUCCUUACUCUCCAGAAAUGAGGAAAAUGAUCAGCAGUUACAUUAGGACAGUAGACUCUGCAUUGAAACAUAGAAAUCUAACUGGAGUUCCAGAUGACUAUUACCCUAGAUGAUGACUCUGGUCAGAUGACCAAUCUCUGGGACCUGUAUACCCAGUUGUUAGCUACUUCCACCCAGUGGGUGGUUUUGAUGACUUUGCUGCUAUUUACUGUAAUGAAUUAUGUGCAUGAAACAAUUCUCACCAAACUAUGCUUAUAAGAUUUGGCAAACUAUUGUAAAGGAAGGCUUUUGAUUACAGGCUGAUUUAAUCUCUAUGCAGAAAUCCCUGCAUGAUUUUAACAAAGCAGUUUCCCCUAAAAAAAUAAUAGAAAAUUAAAAAAAAUGUACAAAUUGAAAGCUUUAAAGGAGAAGGUUAGCUUUCACUUUUGAUUUGCUCUCAACAGAAGCUUUUUAGUAAAAUAUAUAUUUUUUGUGUUUA
This is a messenger RNA of Bombina bombina (fire-bellied toad), 2063 nucleotides long. It is a transcript of the gene WSCD2, whose product is annotated as WSC domain containing 2. The record is from RefSeq and is a predicted model, not a curated record. Lineage: Eukaryota; Metazoa; Chordata; Amphibia; Anura; Bombinatoridae. Bases 1 to 1698 code for a protein of 565 amino acids. The transcript has 8 exons. Gene Ontology annotation, molecular function: sulfotransferase activity.